Paramuricea clavata is the source of this 615-nucleotide messenger RNA. Lineage: Eukaryota; Metazoa; Cnidaria; Anthozoa; Malacalcyonacea; Plexauridae. The record is from the annotation of a GenBank genome assembly.
AUGCAUCCUGUCAAGGAAAAACCUGCACGUGAGACUGGUUUAUGUGAUGACGAAGCAGAUGAGGACGUCCACAAAAGCGGAUACAAUGAGCUACUGUUCUUCGAUUUUGAGUGCAUCCAAGAGAAUGGUACUCACGAACCGAACUUGUGCGUAAUUCAAAACGAGGCUGGUGACGAAUGGAUGUUUCAAGGAGAUAAUACCAGGAACGAGUUCUGCGAAUGGUUGUUCACGAAAGAACAUGAAGGAUGCAUCAUGGUGGCCCAUAAUUUCCAAGGCUACAAUGGUUAUUUCAUCCAACAAUACCUACACGAGAACGGUGUUAUUCCUGAAGUCAUCAUGCGUGGUGCCAAGAUCCUUACGAUGUACGUACCUAUGCUCAAGAUUAAAUUCAUCGAUUCCUUGAGUUUCAUACCGAUGAGACUGGCUGAUUUUCCCAAAACCUUUGGUUUGAACGAGUUGGCAAAAGGAUAUUUCCCUCACCUCUUCAACAGAAACGAAAACCAGAAAUAUGUUGGACCCCUACCACCGAGUCCUUAUUACCAUCCCAAUGGAAUGAAUCCAGCAGAGAAAGAGACGUUUUUGAAAUGGCAUCAGGAAUUGAAGGAGAACAAUUAU